ACGACCCAGCUUUGGUAAACUAUCUUGUGCUAAUAUUGUAUCUUUGAAAUACUAAAUUUACCUAUGCGCGUGGAUACAAGACUUAUCUUGUAAUGAUAUUUCAUCUUUGAAUGCAUCCAGUACGCCAUACCUGUGCGAGUGAAGACGCGAAAAAUCUUCAUUUUACUUUCCAUUUCGCGUAAGAUUUUGCAAACCCAACUUGAUGACACCACAGGAUUUUGGAGCUAUUGUUGUCGCUGCUAAAUAGUUUAGCGAUGGAAAACUCUCCUGAGGACUACAGAAUCCAAUCGUUUGACCUAGAAACGCAAAUGUUGCUCAAAACAGCCUUGAAAGAUCCAGGGUCAGUGAAUCUGGAGAAGGUGUCCAACAUCAUCGUGGAUCAGUCGCUGAAGGACCAAGUGUUCAGCAAGGAGGCAGGACGUAUCUGCUACACAAUUGCACAGGCGGAGGCCAAGCAGAACAACGGCAGCGUGUUCAGGAGGAACUUACUGAACAGGCUCCAGCAGGAGUUCAGGGAACGCGAGGGGAUCCGAGCUCGUUCCCUGCAGGAGUGGAUCUGCUUCGUCACCUUCAUCUGCAACAUCUACGACUACCUCAAAGUGAACAACAUGCCCAUGGUGCCACUGGUCAACCCCGUUUACGACUGUCUGACGAGGCUGGCGCAACCCGACGCUUUGAUGAAUGAGGAAGAGGUGGACUGUCUUGUUCUGCAGCUCCAUCGCAUCGGGGAGCAGCUGGAAAAGGCCAACAGCCAGCGCAUGGAUGAACUUUUCUACCUGCUGCGCGACGGCUUCCUGCUCCAGGAGGGCCUCGCCUCCAUGGCCCGCUUGCUGUUGCUGGAGAUCCUGGAAUUUAGGGCGGGGGGCUGGGUGCUCAGUGGCACGGCGCACAGAUACUACUACAGCGAAAUUGCAGACUGAAGGUGGCACAGAGGGACAUUGGGGAUGGAGUGCAGCAGCAAUUUUCAUGAUGGAUAUCAAGACUGUGCAAUAGAGCCUCGGAGUUCAGUUCCUGCGGUUCAGUCACAUUAGUUAUUCUUGUAUUUAUUCAUUGUAGUUUUAUAUAUUUUCAAAGCAUUCCUUUCCAUGAGAAAACAUUUCAAGGUUAAAGUUGUGGUAUUCCUGAUAAGAUAUACUGGUUUGACACUUUUUCUGAUGUGAGAAUAUCGGGUGAAGUUUUGAGAAAUAUUUUCUUUCUAAAGAUUUGCAUUGCAGUUCCGCAUGCAAGGUUUACAAGGUGUGUGAACGUUGUGGUUUUAUUUUGGCAGACUGGUUUGUGAAUGCUAUUUUGUAUUUGUUCCAAUACAUUUUAGAUUGAAAUAAAAAUACAGCCUGA
Syngnathus typhle (broad-nosed pipefish) is the source of this 1335-nucleotide messenger RNA. It is a transcript of the gene mif4gdb, whose product is annotated as MIF4G domain containing b. Gene Ontology annotation, cellular component: cytosol. Gene Ontology annotation, molecular function: protein binding; translation activator activity; RNA binding. Gene Ontology annotation, biological process: regulation of translational initiation. Lineage: Eukaryota; Metazoa; Chordata; Actinopteri; Syngnathiformes; Syngnathidae. The transcript is spliced from 7 exons. The record is from RefSeq and is a predicted model, not a curated record. Bases 255 to 920 code for a protein of 221 amino acids.